Messenger RNA from Kockovaella imperatae, 1200 nucleotides. RefSeq lists its product as hypothetical. The record is from RefSeq and is a predicted model, not a curated record. The coding region runs from base 1 to 1200 and encodes 399 amino acids. NCBI's taxonomy places the organism in Eukaryota, Fungi, Basidiomycota, Tremellomycetes, Tremellales, Cuniculitremaceae. The transcript is spliced from 3 exons.
AUGAUCAACUGGCUCUCUCUCGGGACCAUCUUCGUAUGGAGCUCCUCUAUCCUGGCUCGGAACUCGACAAGUGGCAAUAGUACAGAAAGCAAUGAAGCUUCUUCCAACUUGGAUUUUGGACCUAUAAACUUUGCAGGGUACACAAACUAUGUGUAUAGGGACAAUGUGACUUCGGUUCAGAUCUUGUUGACUGAUACGUCCUCUUCAUACAUCCCUUCUAGGUUCAUCACCGCCUUCCCACAUGGAAAUAAUGGCGCUUUAGUCUACUUCGUUCCUCUUAAUUCCACACACUCAAAUUCACCCUCGAAUGCCUCUGGCAAUUCCACUCUGCAUACCACUGCCCUCGGUGCAACUUUGAACUUUUCCUCCGUAUCUUCUGUGAACCAAGAGUACAAUCAGACCGGCGUGACAGGUGAAAUCUCGGUCAGUGCAGAUCUUCAGUUUGGGGUCACUUUGAUCGGCGGAGUAAGAACCCUUCGAGACUAUGUCGAGAGCGGCGGGACUGUCUUCCAUUCCAUCUUCAACUACACUCUUGGACCAUACAAUGACUCGAGCGUCACCCUGAUUAGACAUUGGAUCAAUGGCUCGACCGUGCAGUACUUUCAAUGGGAUACCGUGUCAAAUGCCAACAUUUCCGUCAUACCCAAUUCGAACGCUACCAUCCCCCCAAACAUCACAAUCACGCGACCUGAUCAAUCGUCCAAUGCCACUAUCCGCUUCACCUUCAUCUACAACUUUACAGAGACCACACCCGUGACGCCAUAUGUCCCCUUAAUUGGAUUGGGCCGAGAGCAGCUGUUUCUGACUGAAGCGGCCAAUGGCAGUGCACCGGCAUUACAAAGCGUCUUGACCUCUAUCCAGGAGAAUGGGUCUGCCAUUGCUGAUCAGACUGCUUUCUUGGCUUAUGAAUCAAAGUUCUUAGCGGGAGGAUGGAGGUUCCUAACCUACUUUGGACGAGAUACAAUGUUGGCCUUACGGCUCUUACUUCCCGUCAUCUCCACCACUAGCGCCGAGUCGAUCCUUGGAGCCGUACUCGAACGGGCCAACGAGACUGGAACACUGUGUCACGAAGAGACCGUGGGCGAUUACGCUUCAUUCAUCAACAUCGGAAACAAUCAAUCUUACCUUGGAAAUACGCCCUACUACUCGUACAUCAUGCUCGAUACGGACUUCCUACUCCUGCCCGUCUUGUCCGAAUAA